AUGGUACUCGCGAGAUUUGCUAACGAGUCUACUUCGUACAACAGAUACAACCUUGUUGUACCCCGUGACAAAGACGAUUUUAGACCUAUUGACGAUAUUUUCCAAGUCAUCGAAACUGUGUCCCAAAAUUACAUACCGGAGGACGAGGCGGACUAUUUUGAUAAUGAGUCAACCGGGAUUAAGAGAAGACUACGACGAGCGCUCGCCCACGCAUCCGAAGCGGAGUUUCGAAACGUCGUAACGGAUUAUAACGAAGCGAUCGAACGAUUAAGACGCGACGGCAGCAUCGCACAAAAACUCGACUCGACUCAUCGGUUGAAUUUACCCCUCGUCGAGAGAAUCUUAACCCAAAUUUAUUCGCGCACUGUGUCACCUCGGGUUGAAUCACUCCGUCAAUAUGAAAACGGAACGGACAACGUUUACGGAGAAUUACUACCUCGUUUCAUCAGCACCAUCUUCAAAGAGACAGGAUUGAAGUCGGGUCAGGUUUUCGUCGAUCUAGGAUCUGGCGUGGGUAACGUUGUUUUGCAGGCGGCACUGGAGAUUGGGUGUGAAAGCUGGGGCUGCGAAAUGAUGCAGAAUGCGUGUGAACUUGCUGAACUCCAGCAGACCGAGUUCAGGGCUCGAUGUCGCCUAUGGGGAAUUGCACCUGGGAAAACACAUCUCGUUCGGGGGGAUUUCCUCAAAGAACAAAGUAUCAUCGAUGUCCUAAAGCGCGCAGAUGUCAUCCUGAUUAACAACCAGGCUUUCACUCCACAACUCAAUAACGAGUUGAUCAACCACUUCCUGGACAUGAAAGAGGGUUGCCAGAUCGUGUCCCUCAAGUCAUUUGUCCCUGCAGCCCAUAAGAUCCAGUCUCGGAAUCUAAACUCGCCCAUUAAUCUUCUCAAGGUAAAGCAGAGGGAAUAUUGGUCCAACAGUGUCAGCUGGACCGACGUUGGUGGCACUUACUUCAUCGCUACCAAAGACAGCUCUAGGUUGAGAGCUUUUGCAGAGAGCAUGGGUUGA
Aspergillus oryzae RIB40 is the source of this 1008-nucleotide messenger RNA. RefSeq names its product histone methyltransferase DOT1 (gene dot1). Gene Ontology annotation, biological process: regulation of transcription regulatory region DNA binding; DNA damage checkpoint signaling; DNA repair. Bases 1 to 1008 code for a protein of 335 amino acids. Gene Ontology annotation, cellular component: nucleus; nucleosome. The transcript has a single exon. The record is from RefSeq and is a predicted model, not a curated record. Gene Ontology annotation, molecular function: histone binding; histone H3K79 methyltransferase activity. Lineage: Eukaryota; Fungi; Ascomycota; Eurotiomycetes; Eurotiales; Aspergillaceae.